ACGAGAUCGCUGGAGGCCUGGGGACCCCGGGCCGGGGGGGAAGCCGGGGGCUUGGGCUUUUCGGGACAAUUGGAGCUUAGUCAAUCCGCAAGCAUUUAGGCCCGGCGCGGUGCUGAUCCUUAGGGAGGCAGAGAAGGACGGAAACAGACUCCGCUCCCAAGUAAUCGAUCAGAAAACGCUCACUAAGCGCUCACUGUGUGCCAGGCGUCGGGCUGGGGAUCUAAAGGCAAAAGCGGUUCUAGGUGAAAGAAAUCAGUGUUUAUUACCUUGUAAAUAUCCGGAUAUUUACAAGGUCUGUAUUCAGAAGGGAGUCGGAAAGAGAAAGAAGGCGUUGCUGAGGAGCCGGGGAGCCCUCUUGCAGAGGGUAGGACCUGAGCCGCCUUGACCGAAGUCAGAGCAAGUAAGAGGCGGAAGGGCGGGUGUGGGACCUUCCAGGCAAGGGGCACAGGCGGCCUAAAGCUACAGGGAAUAGUGACCCCUUUUGAAUUAAUGAGACGUGGAAGACAGAGACUAACUUUUUCAACAUGAGUGUCACCUCGGAGAAGAAAGGUCGAGGGAUGAAGUUUGCGGAGGAGCAGCUGCUUAGACAUGGAUGGAGUCAAGGCAAAGGCCUUGGCAAGAAAGAAGAUGGCAUAGCCCAGGCCAUCAAAGUGAAGUUGAAGCAGGAUAAUGCUGGGGUGGGACAUGACCCUUCUAAGGAAUUCACCGACCACUGGUGGAGCCAACUUUUCAACAAGACAGCUGCCAGCUUGGUGGUAGAGACUGGGAAGGAUGGAGUAAAGAUGAAGACCCAGGCCAAGGACACCAGUAAGCAGAAACGAUCUGGGGGCUCCAAGUCCAGCCUGUUGUAUGGACACUUCAUAAAGAGUGCCACGCUCACGGCAGCCGGGGAGAAGGAGGAGCAGCAGAGUGAACAGAGCAGCGAGGAUGAGGCGCUUUCAGCAGCCAAGAUCCUGACAGACGAGGAGUUGAUUCGAGCCUGCGAGGGACGUACUGCACACAAGGGUGCCCGCCAUGGGCUUACCAUGAAGGCCAAGUUGGCACGGCUGGAAGAACAGGAGCGGGCCUUCUUGGCACAGUACAAAGGCCAGAAUGCAGGCGUAUCUGACUCACCGGCUGAGGACAUACCCCAAAAGAAGAAGAAGAAGAAAAAGAAAAGUCAAGAAGAAACAUCAGCAGCAGACACAAAUGAGCAUGUGGAGAUCCUAGAACAGCUUGAUGAGAACAGCAGGAAGAAGAAAAAGAAGAAAAGGAGACAACAGGAAGAGGAAGAAGAAGCAGAGGUAGAUAUUCAGGUAGAGAGGGAAGAGGAAGAAGAAAACAGGACCCAGAAAACGAAAAAGAAGAAAAGAAAAAGAGAAGCACCAGAGGCAUAGUGAGGACUGUCCCAGUUACCACCUGCCUUCCUCUGCUAGAGACUGAAGCUGGGGCCUCUGCCCACUGUGAGGGGGGGGAAACAUGAGGAUUCUCCUUUAGGUGGUGAGGCCAUUGGAGAUCAAGGCUCCAGGGGCCCCUCUCCUCCUCGAGUUUUUCUACAUGGAGGAAUCAAUAAACCCCUCCUGGGAUCCUG
This is a messenger RNA of Sarcophilus harrisii (Tasmanian devil), 1570 nucleotides long. It is a transcript of the gene GPATCH4, whose product is annotated as G-patch domain containing 4. Bases 525 to 1376 code for a protein of 283 amino acids. Gene Ontology annotation, molecular function: nucleic acid binding. Lineage: Eukaryota; Metazoa; Chordata; Mammalia; Dasyuromorphia; Dasyuridae. The record is from RefSeq and is a predicted model, not a curated record. Gene Ontology annotation, biological process: regulation of ribosome biogenesis. The transcript is spliced from 8 exons. Gene Ontology annotation, cellular component: nucleolus.